Styela clava is the source of this 3505-nucleotide messenger RNA. RefSeq names its product importin-13-like. Gene Ontology annotation, cellular component: cytoplasm. The record is from RefSeq and is a predicted model, not a curated record. Lineage: Eukaryota; Metazoa; Chordata; Ascidiacea; Stolidobranchia; Styelidae. Gene Ontology annotation, biological process: protein import into nucleus. Gene Ontology annotation, molecular function: small GTPase binding.
UGUUUAUAUUUACCAACUAAGAUAAUUCAUCUAGACCAGAGCACUUGUUCAGUUGUUGUUACGGAUAUGACCACCGAUAAUGCGCCUGAAUUUACUGUGGAUAACAUUGAAAAGGCAUUACAUCAACUGUACUAUGAUCCUGUUUCAUCUACAAAAGACACAGCACAAAGAUGGCUAACAUUUGCCCAAAGAUCAAAACAAGCUUGGCAGUUUUCAUGGGAUCUAUUGCAACCAAACCGUUUGACUGAAGUUCAAUAUUUUGGAGCGAGCGCUUUGGUUUCAAAGAUAUCAGGAUCGUGGAAUGAAGUUCCUGAAAAUGAAAUUGAUAGUUUACGUGAACGACUUUUUUCUGAGAUUCUUCGCUUAUGUGUAUCUCCACAAAAUCGUAUCAUUUUAACCAGAAUUUGCGUAGCAUUUUCAUCAUUUGUUAUGAAUUGCGUACUCAUGAAAAAAUGGGACACAGUUAUUUCUGAUAUUAUUAAAAGACUACAAGAAGAUGAAACUGCCAAUGUAUCUCCAAUGCAAAGAUGCUCAGCUUUACUGGAAAUCCUCGCUGUCCUAGCUGAGGAACAUCACAGCAGAACAAUGGAGCAAUAUCAAAAAGGAAUUGUUAAACACAUGUUAAUUCAAGGAAUGCCUCACGUUCUACCAUUACUUUCUAAUUUAAUGAAUUCUGAAGAUUUCAAUGAAACGCAUGGAAAAAUUUUGAAAUGUUUCUCAAGCUGGGUAAUACUUGGAAUACCGAUCAAUGAAUAUAAAGACAUUCUUCAUAAAACUAUAUCUUUUAUUGAUGACCCCGAUUUAUUUGAUAAUUGUGUUGAAUGCCUUUUAAAUACUUUUUGCUCACCAGGUAUUCAUAAGUAUGUGAAUACAAUAAAGGAAAUCAUUCCUAAGGUUUUAUCACUUCGUCCAAUGCUUCAUCAGGCAAUUGAAGAUCAAGAUGCAGAUGUUUGUAUCGGAAUUACAAAAAUUGUUAGCGGACUUGCAGAAAAUCAGACCAAGUUGAUUUUAGAGAAUUAUAACAAUCCAGAAAUAGGUCUUGGCCUUGUUUUAAUGGUUGCCGAAUGUACCGGUAUUCGUUUACAAUAUCCGACUGAAGAAAUGGGAAGCCCAAUUACAUUUACUUUCUGGUAUUCUUUACAAGAUGAAGUGAGAAGUUUACCGGAAUCUGAUAUGUCUAUUUUUCCUCAAAUCCAGCCAAUUUAUUAUCAUUUGGUGGAGACAUUGGUACAGAAGUCAAGCUAUCCAGUCUCUGUUUCACAUACUGACUGGUCGAGUGAUGAAAAAGAGCAGCAUAGAAUUUACAGAAUUGAUAUUUCUGAUACAUUAAUGUAUAUUCUUGAAAUGCUUGGUACAAAUAUGGUACGUUUUCUUUGUGGUAAACUUCUACAAAGUGUUAAAUCAAUGCAUGAGAAGCAAGAUUACCAAUGGCAGGAAACUGAAUCUAUAUUAUUUGCUAUACAUUCUGUGGUUGAAUCAAUGGCAGACUGGGAUGUUGAUUUAGAUUGUUUGAAUGAACUUUCACAGGUUUUGCCAACAAUAAAAGUAGAAAAUCUAACAUUGGCUGAUACUCUUCUAUACACUAUUGGAGCUCUGACUGAAUGGUUGGUGUAUAACCCCCAGUAUCUAUCUUUAUUGAUUCCUAUUGUUCUUCCAUGCAUACGAACGCAUGAUCUUGCAAUGACCACUGUUCUGACUUUGAAAAGAAUAACUCGAGAAUGUAAAGAACAUCUUGUACCACAAGCAGAAGUAAUACUAGGUACAGCUCAAGAUGCAUUAACUAAAGGAAUUUUGAAAAACAAUGAAGUCAAUUGGUUAAUGCAAUCAGUCGGUCAUAUGCUUUCUUUAUCAGAAGAUGAAUGCAUAAGACGAUUGCAGAGUGUUCUCAUGCUUCAUAUGCACCAGUUGCGAGCAUUGUCGGAAGAUCCACCAUCAGGACCAACUAAAAACAGCAUUAUUCAUAUUUUAGAGAUAUUGGCAAGUUUGUUUUCAACACUCGACCGCCGCAAGGGUGAUACCACUGAUGAGAAGGUCCAAGUAGAUGCUGAUGAAAAGCAACCAGUGCUUUUGAUUCUACAACAAAUUACACCAAUAUUGCAAGAAAUAUUAAAUCGCUGGUUAACUGAUGUUGCAAUCGUUCAAGCAAUUUGUGACCUGUAUGACAGAUCUAUCAGAAAUCUUAUUCAGGGAUUUUCUCCACUUGUUGAAACUUUAUGUGAUAUUCUUGCCAAAGUUUUCCAAGCGGCUCCGCAAACUUCAGUUUUAGAUCUAACACAGCAGAUCAUGCUUGUUUUUGGAAAUGAUUCAGCACACGAACGAGCAAUUGAACAUUGUUUCGGACCAAUAAUUGAAACAAGUAGACGAAUGUUUGAAGGUGGCCAUGCAAAAGAAUAUCCUGAUCUUGCUCAAGGUUUCAUGAAACUUCUAUCUCAUACAUUACGGAAAAACUAUGGUAUGUUGUUCAAUGAAGUUUCUGGCAACCCUCCUCUCCCGCGUCCUGAUUUGCAAUUGCUAAUUCAUUGUGCUCUUGCCACAUUUAGUCUCCCAGAGUCUGAAUCAGUGAAAAGUUCUUCAUCAUUCAUUUUUGGAUUCUUUGCAAACUGUUCCCCUCGGCCAGAAUCUACAUUGGUUUUUAAUCAGAUCGGUAAGGAUAUACUCAUUGCAGCUUUGAAAGGUAUGGGGGGAUUAGCCACAAGAACUGUUAUAGAAAAUGUUGCAGAUGUCAUAUUUGCUCUGUCCAAGUUCAAUUUUCAACAGUUCGCGAUAUGGGUUCAUGAACUACGACAUGUUCCUGACUUUCCGUGCACAAAUGUGGACAAAGUAAAGAAAGACAUGUUCAUGACCCAACUUUUACGAGAGCGAGCUGGAAAGCGGAAGUACAGAGAUCUAGUUAGGGAAUUUUCUCUCGUUUGUCGCGGACUACAUGGUACGGAAUAUGCAAUGGGCUGAUUGAGGAGAUUAUGAUUUAUGUUCAAAAGGUUGACAGAAUUCUUUUUCGAUCAUGUUUAUAUUCAUCCAAGGAGAAAAGGAAGAAUGGUCAUUCGAAAAAAAAAUUUUCUUUCAGUUUCGUUACUUGUUCAGUAAGGAUAUAGCAUCAGCUGACCAACUCACUCCAAUGGUUAGUUAAGGGAUAAUCAGAGGGAUAUAUUGCUGUCAUAGAAUUUCGCUCUGAACGCCCCAAAAUUAUUUGAAAAUUGAUUGUGAUGAAUAAAACAAAAAAAUAUUUCAUUCAUAUUAUAUGGGCCAACAUCUUCUAAUCCCAGUGUUUAGUACUCCUCGUAUCUCAAGUAUUCAUUUGUCUUGAGUCAUGCAAUAUAUGUGUCCUUUCAAUUUAUUUUUCAUGAAAUACUACGGCAUUCCAACUUUUGUUCAAAUGUUAUUUGGUAUUUGAUGUAUCUGUGCUUCUGUAUUAUGAAUUAUUUGUAAUCUUCAUCAAGAAGUGAAAAAUGUCAUGAAAUUAUAGGUCUCAAUGUUUUUACCUAAUGUUUUUACUGUAUUCAAAUAG